Messenger RNA from Lactuca virosa, 540 nucleotides. Lineage: Eukaryota; Viridiplantae; Streptophyta; Magnoliopsida; Asterales; Asteraceae. The record is from the annotation of a GenBank genome assembly.
AUGGCAUACUCAUCUGGAUCAUCAUCUGAUAACCACACUGUUCUCGCUACUAGGAAUCGUGACAACGACCUGUGCGCUUGUCGUUAUCCAAAGAUAAGCGUAGAAAGGAUGUCGAUGUCAGAUAAGAAUCCAGCUCGUAGAUUUCAUAGCUGCGUUGACUCUUUGGUGGAGAUGGCAGCUGAGAAGUGUAAAUACUUCAAGUGGAUCGAUGAUGAGCUGACACCACACUACAAGAAUGCUUUCAACAAUCUCAAGUAUGAGUUGAAACUAAUGAAAGACAGUAGUUACGUUGCAAGACUAGAGAGAAGGGUAGCUUUGCUAGAGAACCUAAAUGCUGAAGCCAUUGCUGCUAAAGAAAUUGUUGAUGGUGAGCUAGCCAUGGCUGUUGAAGAAAAGAAACAACUGAGGGGUGAGUUGAAGUUCAUGAGGUUGAAGUUCAGGAUUGCUAUGAUGUUUCUUGUGCUUCUUGCUGUUGUGUUGAUGAUGCAGAAACCAAAGGUGGUGGGAUAUAUAUGGUUGGGGCUAAGGGAUUGGGCGUAG